Messenger RNA from Leptopilina heterotoma, 1477 nucleotides. RefSeq names its product mitochondrial coenzyme A transporter SLC25A42 (gene DPCoAC). The record is from RefSeq and is a predicted model, not a curated record. Bases 349 to 1377 code for a protein of 342 amino acids. The transcript is spliced from 6 exons. Gene Ontology annotation, biological process: transmembrane transport. Lineage: Eukaryota; Metazoa; Arthropoda; Insecta; Hymenoptera; Figitidae.
CUCUGAUGUCAAUACUGUCAACAUUGUCAGGUCCCAGUUCAGUAUGAGCAUUCAUUUGCUUCGUUUCUAAAAGUGUGGGUGUUAACAAAUUUUAUAGUAUAUAGUGUUAAAAAUUAUGGGCUCAUUAGAAGCUUAGGCUUCUAUUUUUUUUAAUUAAAAGAAUAAUAUUAAAUCAAUUUGAAAGAGACAAUCUUCCCUGGAUCACAAUUAUCCUCAAGCACAAUUUUUACGAGGAAGUGCGGCGACAGCCGACCCUUAUUUAAAAGGGCCGUGCAUGAUUGGAAGGGAAGAGAAAAUUUUGAUCCGCAAAGCUGAAAAAUUAUUAAAACUGUUGGAUUUCCGAAGGAGAUGAGCGGUCAUGCCGCAGCCGGUCCUGUCGAAAGCAGCCAAGCGGUUCUCGAAAGAAUUCAAGUUACUGUCUUAUCAAAUAUGACAAAAACAGCACCAGUAACUCCCACCGCUUCGUCCGUCCCAGAAACAAAACCCGACACCAUGGAGAAGAAUAGAGCAAUAUCGAAUACCCAGAGGGUCUGGACAAGUCUGCUGGCAGGAGCGGCUGCAGGAGCUUUGGCCAAAACAACAAUUGCGCCUCUCGAUCGUACAAAGAUUAAUUUUCAAGUAUCAAAAAAGCCAUAUUCAGCGACUGCUGCUAUUGAUUUUAUUGUCAAUACCUAUCGUAAUCAUGGUCUCAUUAGUUUAUGGCGGGGAAAUAGUGCAACAAUGGUCAGAAUUAUUCCCUAUGCUGCCAUUCAAUUUACAGCUCACGAACAAUGGAAAAGGAUAUUGCACAUUAAUGGUCAUGAUUCACCGUCGGGAAAGAGAUUUCUGGCGGGUUCGUUGGCAGGCGUCACGUCCCAGGGGAUGACGUAUCCACUGGAUUUGGCGCGAGCGAGAAUGGCAGUGACCGAUAAGGAAGAAUUCAAAACCUUGCGACAGGUCUUCGUGCAAAUCUACAGGCGAGAAGGUGUUUUAGCUUAUUAUCGAGGUUUCACUGCAACUCUCUUGGGAGUCAUUCCAUACGCCGGUUGCAGUUUCUUCACAUAUGACACUCUGAAGAAUUUACUGGCUGUGUACACAACAAAUAGUCCUGGACUGACGGCGCUUUCCGGUCUGGCGUGCGGGGCUGUUGCCGGAGUGGUUGGACAGACGAGCAGCUAUCCUCUGGACAUCAUUCGCAGGAGGAUACAAACGUCAGCUGUCAAGGGUCAACACUACCGGACUGUCAUUAAAACCGCAACCAAGAUUUACACAGAGGAGGGUAUAAUGGCUUUCUUUAAAGGUUUAAGCAUGAACUGGGUAAAAGGUCCUGUGGCUGUCGGAAUUAGUUUUACGACCUACGAUGUGAUCCGUGAUACGCUUAGAAAAAUUAUAUGUUGAUUUCAAUUCUCUCAAGAUAUUUUUUUUUUAAUUGCGAAGGGGAAAAAUGAGAAAAUCAAAAUUCAUGUUUGAAAAAUAAUAAUUGGCAUUCAAAUAUUCA